AGGACAGCAGAAGAGGAAAAGAACCAAACAACAAUGCUGAGGUUUGCUGUCGCCCUCUUUGCUGUCAUAACAUCAUCUACCUGCCAGAAAUAUGGAUGUCUGGAAGGGGACACCCACAAACUGAAGCCAAGCCCUGAGCCAAAUAUGCAUGAAUGCACUCUGUACUCUAAAUCUUCCUGUUGCUAUGCAGACUUCACAGAGCAAUUGGCCCAUUCCCCAGUAAUUAAAAUAAAAAACAGCUACUGGAACAGAUGUGGGCAGCUCAGCAAAUCCUGUGAAGAUUUCACAAAGAAAAUUGAGUGCUUUUACCGGUGUUCUCCACAUGCUGCUCACUGGAUCCAUCCCAGCUACACUGCUGCUAUUCAGUCUGUUCCACUGUGUCAAAGCUUUUGUGAUGACUGGUAUGAAGCCUGCAAAGAUGAUUCCAUAUGUGUUCGUAACUGGCUGACAGACUGGGAAUGGGAUGAAAGUGGAGAAAACCACUGUAAGAAUAAAUGUAUUCCGUACAGCGAGAUGUAUGCAAAUGGGACUGACAUGUGCCAGAAUAUGUGGGGGGAGUCAUUUAAGGUGAGCAAAUCCUCCUGCCUCUGCUUGCAAAUGAACAAGAAGGACAUGAUGGCAAUCAAGUAUCUCCUCUCCGAAAGCUCAGAGGAGAGCUCCAGCAGCAGCAGCAGCAGCGAAGAGCACGCCUGCCAAAAGAAACUCCUGAAGUUUGAGAAACUAAAGGGAGAGGAAGGAGAACAGGCAAGAUAAGUGCUGGUGGAUGUAAGUCAGGACAAGAGAAAUUGUCGCGGAGGCUGGGCUCAGGGCAUCAUGCCAGCCUGCUUUAUCCCUUACUUCCUAGAACGUAAUAAAUCAAUGGCUGGUUAUAUUAA
This is a messenger RNA of Pelecanus crispus (Dalmatian pelican), 875 nucleotides long. Its product is annotated as riboflavin-binding protein. Lineage: Eukaryota; Metazoa; Chordata; Aves; Pelecaniformes; Pelecanidae. The record is from RefSeq and is a predicted model, not a curated record. Gene Ontology annotation, cellular component: external side of plasma membrane. Gene Ontology annotation, molecular function: riboflavin transmembrane transporter activity; signaling receptor activity; riboflavin binding.